AUGACGGCAGCGCUGUAUGUGCAGGCGCUCCGCCACGGCUGCUGCCAGGUGCUGCGCCUGAGGCUACCGCCCUGGCAGAAGCUGCUGCUCAUUGGCCUGAAGGCAGUGGCCAUCACCGGAUACUUCGUGGGCAAGCUGCGCAGCUGGAGCAGGGCGUCCAAUGGCAGCAUGCGCGAGGCGCGCCCGCGCCGCCCGCUCCCCAGCUUCCUGUGCAGUGGCGGCCCAGCAGGCGGCGCAGUCGUGGUGGUCCCCGCCUGCAUAGCGGGGCGUCACCAGGCAGCACGGCUGCAGCGGCUGGUGCAUGGGGUGCUGUUUGGGCAGCAAGAAGCCCCGGCGGCGGUGGUUGUUGUCGACGACUGCAGCCCUGUGCAGGUGGCAGACUUGCUGGCAGAGGUGCAAGGCGCAGCCCCAAUCGGCCACCAACCACUGCUGGCCGUCCACCGCCUGCCCACCAACCAGGGCCUUGCUGCCGCCUGCAACGUUGGGCUGCAGCUGGCGGCCGGGAUGGGCGCUGGGGUGGUGCUGUUCACUGAUGACGACUGCCAGCCAGAUGCAGACUGGGUGGCAUGCAUGCUGGCUGCCCAGGCGCGCACACCGGGGCUGGUGUGCGGCCGCACGGCGGCCACCCGCCCCGGCACUGCCGUGGGGCUGUUCCACGAUGUGUUUGGCACGCUCAACGGCCGGCUGCUGCCCGAUGGCAGCCUGCUAUAUGGCUGCACCUGCAACCUGUCGGCGGCGCUGCCCGCCCUCCAGGCCGCCGCCGGCAGCGGCGCCCCGGCAGCAGGGCCCUUCCCAGCGCCCGCCUGCGGCAGCAGUGGCUUGCUGCUCUUUGACGAGAGCUUCUCCAUUGCCGCUUUCGAGAACGUUGAGUAUUGCGUGAGGGCCAGGAAGGCUGGCAUCGCCAUCAGCUAUGCACCGGAGGCGCUGGUCCUGCACGACUAUGCCUACACCCCAGCGGCUCUGUUCCGCCAGUUUGCCAAGCAUGGCAGCCAGGAGGGGCUGAUGGCGCUCAAGCACCGAGAGUACCCCGCCUUGCUGGCCGCCUCCCGGGACGUGCCCGCCGUGGCGGCUGGAGCCUGCAGCUGA
Molecule: messenger RNA, 1086 nt
Organism: Chlorella variabilis
Lineage: Eukaryota; Viridiplantae; Chlorophyta; Trebouxiophyceae; Chlorellales; Chlorellaceae
Exons: 4
Coding region: 1-1086 (361 amino acids)
Source: RefSeq, a predicted model, not a curated record